Molecule: messenger RNA, 3014 nt
Organism: Bactrocera tryoni
Lineage: Eukaryota; Metazoa; Arthropoda; Insecta; Diptera; Tephritidae
Exons: 11
Coding region: 294-2993 (899 amino acids)
Source: RefSeq, a predicted model, not a curated record
UAGCCAAUCAAUUGAUUAAAUAAUUAGUUGGCAAUUAUAUUUGAAGUUCAAAAAUUGUUGGCGUUCGAAUAAUUCUUGAAUUUAAAUAGCUGAGAGUUCAUAGUGAAAAAAUACACUUAGUGAUAUUACAGUAAAGAACAGUUUUUUCCUUUUGAUGCAAACAUCUUAUUGAACUAGAAAGUGAGGGAAAUGAUUAAAUUAACGACAACAAAUAAAGGAAUCCUUAUAUUAUUUUUAAUAAAAAUAAUUCGCUAAACAAACAAGCUAUUGAUAUUUGUUGUUUAAAAUUUUAGAUGGAUCCAACGAAUACUUCGGUGAAAUCGGAAUGUGAAUUUGCUUCAGAACGCAUUACAAAUGACUUUACCACAAUGCAUAACAACCAGUAUAACAAGGUUCCUUCAAACUUUCAUGGUAACAACAGUGGACACUAUGUUAAUUAUCAAACUUAUAUACACAACUCAGAAGAUUUAGGAAGGAUUAAUGAACAUGGAAUUAUGCAUAGAGAAGCAUCUUUUGAUCAAAUGCACUGCGGCCAAAAUAUUAAAUCUGAGAGUGAAUACUCUUUUUUACACACUAAUGCUGACCAUUUAAGUAAUGUUGAAAAAAGCAAUAAAUCAGAUGUUCAAACAGCUGAAUGCGAUGAUAUACCCGUCAUAGUAAACGGAAAAUAUUUCAAAAUUAUAGAAGAGAUGAGUGCUACUGAACAUCAGCGGGUGACACGGGGUAUUGUAGCUGUAUGCCAACAUUGUCCACGUGAAAAGGUGAGAUCUAUACAGGGUUCUAUGCGAAUUACAUCGAAUUUCGUUCGUCAUUUAAAAACUCUGCAUCCAGAAAAGUACGAAGAAUUCAUUAUUGAAAGACAAAAUCAUUCGCGUACACCCAGAGGAAGACGUACUCAAAAGCGAAAAGCAUCCCAACUAGGGGAGGGACAGAAUGAAAAUAACUCAAGAACGGAAAACUAUAUGAAUGACGACAAUAAAGAACAAAGCUCAGAAGGUGCUUCUAUAUAUAUUGAUGACAUGCAACCAACGUCGAGUGGCUUUCUAGAUUAUAUUUGCAGUAACUCCGACUUGUAUUCAGCUGAAUCCAAUGAUACACAUAUAUCGGAAGAAAGUCUGGAGAAAAGAGAGACAGUCAGCACAUGCCAAUUAACAUGUGAUCCAAACGAGAUUCCUACAAUAUUAAAUGGCAAAUAUUUUAAAAUAGUCGAACAAGAUAUGAGUAGCAAUCGCGUUUCGAUUAGCGUUGUAGCUGCUUGUCAAUUCUGCGACAAUGAUAAAUUCGUGAAAGGGCCACUAAGAGUCACUUCAAAUUUUGUACAACAUUUGCGUUCAUGCCAUUUCAAAGAGUAUAAUAUGUAUUUGCAAGAGAAAUUCAACAGUAGUACCAGAUGCCGACGUUCGCUUAAUAGGCAGCAAACACAGUUACCGUUUGUGGAAAAAGUUUUGAAUUUUAUUUUGUUAUCAAAUAUUCCAGUUUCUGUUUUAGAAGAACCAUCUUUUGUUGAACUUUUUCGGAACACGGGAUUAACAAUGUGCUCCUGUGCGCAGUUACUCGCUCGCUUAGAUGAUAUGCAUGUCGGCUUCGUAGAGAAUAUUAAGCGUAAUUUGGAGGAGAUACCGUAUAUUUGCGGUGCUGCUGAUAUAUGGACCAGUCGGAAAACACACUAUUUUGGCUAUAGUAUUUUUUGGUUGGAUAAUGAAUUAAAACGUCAAAUGGCUGUUUUAGCUUGCGUUAAGCUGAGUAACUCACCCACUCACAAGGAAAUCGAAGCUGUGAUAACGCAAAUUCAAAAUAAGUACGAUUUGAGCGAUGAAAAAAUAAUUUAUAAUGUGAUUGAUAAUGUGCGCGAUUUCGUACAAACUUACCAUAAUUUUAGUAUUAAAAGCAUCUGUCCCGAUGACCAUAACGACGAUCUCAAUAUAUCUUAUAGUAAUGCCCAAGGCCUACUGAAUCAACUUUCGAAGCAAUUUAAACAUGGUGAGCAUAGUCUGCAUUUACUGACAGUAUUUGAUUUCGAUAGAAUAUUGAAGUCCCAUGACAGACUGCAGCAUGCCUUAACGCGCUGUUUAAUUUUAUUAAACAAAUGCAGCGAUGUUGAUGCUAAUGAAAUUGCGAGAUUUUUAUUUGAAGGCCAUUUGCCACUAUCUGAUGUGCGUUGGCCAAUAUGGUAUACAUCGUUAACACAACUUAUCAAAGAAAAACACAAAAUAAACGAGUUAUGCAAUUUUUUAAACCAACCCAAAUUAGUCCAAAUCGACAUAGAAUAUCUGGAAGACUUUUGCAUGAUACUCAAGCCAAUUGCAGAUGCUAUAGAGUUUUUGCAGCAAGGCAAUUAUUUAUAUUUUGGUUAUUUUCUGCCAUCUCUUGUUACAAUUAAGGUGAAAUUGAAAAAAUUACAUGAAAGUAGACACAUAAAACACUUGCAUACUGUGGCACAGAAUAUGAGUGAUGCUUUAUUGUGUCGUUUACGAAGCUAUUUUGAGGUUACCCCUGAGUGCAACGAUGCCUUAAUUGCAGCAGUAGUUUGCCCUGCCGUAAAAAUGCGUUUUGUGGAAGCUUUGCGUGAGACAGCACCCAAUAUUACGACCGAUAGGAUAAUGCUUCUUUUUAUAGACUAUGCACAAGAGUUCUAUAUAGAUAAUGAACAGGCAGAGGAUUUAAGGGAGCAGCGGCCGCCAUCUGUAGAUUCAUUUCUCUGCUUUAAUCCGGAUGAUAACGAAGAUCCGCCAUUAGAUAAUAAACCAUGCAUCGCUAUACGUAGAGAGUUCUCAAGUUAUUUGCACGAUGAUGAUAAAACUUUAUCUUGCUUAAAUCGGUAUCCAAUUGUGAAGAAAGUUUUCCUUAAGUACAAUACCUUGCCAGCUACUUCAAUGCUAUUGGAAAAAUUUUUCCGCACAUUUCUGAAUGUAAUUAAUGGACAAAAAGGUCAACAUCUAACUGAUGAGCAUUUAGAGCGUCUUGUACUUACUAAGGUGAAUAAAAUAUUGUAGAAAAAAUAGAUGGUAAAUUAA